UAAGCGCAAGAAUACCACCAAGAUAAACGUGAAGUGCGGACGAAAAUUUAUAAGAUUUUAGAAAAUUUUCAAAAUAUUUCAAAGAAAAAAAUUCAAAUAAAAUAUAAAAAUUUUAACAAUUUUGCCAUAUAAACAAAAAAUACAUUAAUUUUAGUAUUAAAUAAAACAAGUGUGAACAAAAUAUUCCAUUAAAUACAAAAAAAAACGCGAUUUCUUGUAACUUGGCAACCAGUAAUAGAAAAAUUGCCAUAACAAAACAUAAAAUAAAUCCAAUUUCGAAUAAAAAAGAUAUACAACAAAUUAAUACAUAUUACUGCAUUGAAAUUUAUGAAUGAAAUUAUUAAUAAUAACAACAAACACUCAUUUAAAAUUAUAACAAAUCGUUUUACAAUCUAAAUCAUUAAACACAAACACUCGGCCAACAGAUUUGUUUCUUCUUUGGCGUCUCGUUAUUGCUGUUUCUUCCACUUGGACGCUAAAUUGUCGCUGAAUUGUUUCUAUUUUUAUGAAAAUAGAUUAUAAACAAGAAAUAGAUUUUUAAAAUUUUUUAUAUAUUGUACAGAAAUAUAUAUUUCUAAGGAAAAUACCAAAAAAUAAAAAAUAUGCCACCGAUUAAAUAUACUGCCACUAUUGCACCCAAUACCGUACAUAUUGGUGAUAAAGUGCGAAUCAAAGGAAUUUUAAUGGAUGAUGCAAAAGAAUUUUCCAUAAACUUUGUAAAUGAGGUAUGCCGAAAUCCAGCAUUUAUAACAUACCAUUUCAAAUGGAUUUUGGAUGAAAAUGUCAUUGUGGAGAAUUUCAAAGAAAAUGGCGAAUGGAUAGAUCACAAAGAGAAAAUGUUUGAUCAACUUGAUGGUGUGUUUCAUAGUAAAAAUUCAUUCAGCUCUGAUCAUCUCUAUACUAACAAUUCAAUUAUAAAUUAUUCUGUUUUAGGUACAAUAUUCGAAUUAGAAUUUGCAUUCCAAGAUGGUUACAUUGAUGUUUAUAAAAUCUAUGACACAUCGCGAAAUCUGAUUACAUCAUAUGAUACAGAAUUAAAUAUAACCGAUAUUAAAUCCUUACAAGUGUGGGGUGAUGUUAAGAAAAUUUCGGAAAUUACAUUCGCAUAUGCGUAGAAAUUGUAAAUGUCCAAAUUCUAUCGUUUUUGGAAAUCUAACUUGGAAUGAAAAUCUCUAAAUUCAAAUGGAUUGAAAAGAAAAGCAAUAAGAAAAAGUUAGUAGUUUAUUGUUUUAUUAAAAUUAUUUAAUUUUCUACUUAAUGGUUUCUACUUAGAAAUCCAUUUACACAAAAAAUGCAGUAUUAAAAAUAAUGCUUUAAUUAUAUUUCUUGUUUUAUUUUCUUUUAUAAUGCAGUUUGUGAAAACAAAUAUCUUCCUUUCUUCCGUUCACCCCGUCACCACAAAAUUCCUAUUCAAAAUAAUGCUUAUUAUUGAUCCUAAAAGCAGCAUUUGCACACAAUUUAUGCGACAGCACCACUGUUUAUGUUCUUAAAUGCCUAGUGUAGGGGUGACUGAAGUGUAUUACAAUUUUAAGCCUGGUUUUUUUUUAAUGCAAAUAUUAACAUAUUAUUUAUUUAGUAUUUUUAUAAUUUGUUUAUUUAUAUAGAUAAUUAAAGUUUCUUUAAUUAUGCCAAAGACUUAUUUAUUCGCGUUUAUAAAUAAUUUGUUAAUUUUAAGUUUUCCAUGAAAAAUCACCCAGUUGAAAAACAUUUUAACACAAAUUGUAUUAUUAGAUUUAAAUAUCAUUUAACAUAAAAAGUUCUGCAUAAAAAAUCAUUAAUUCAGUAAGUCCUUAAAAGCAUUUCAACAUUAUUAGAGCACUUUACUUAUGUACUAUAUCCUUCAAUCUCUAUCCAUUCUUAAUCGCUAUUCAAUCGUAUUUACUAAUCUGUCUAAAUUAUUAAAAUCGUCCAUUGUUUUUUAUUUGCUAUUUCAAACAUGUUCACAUUUUACACACCAUUUUUUUUGUUAUUGAUAAAUUAAUGCAAAAAAAUUAUUUAAUUUAAAAAAGUUGUGUUUAAGUUAAAUUUAUAUUGCUUAUUUUAAUUUUUUAAUUGCCUUAUUUAUUAAACUAUUUAAUAAAACUAAAUCAUAUUUGUUAA
Molecule: messenger RNA, 2100 nt
Organism: Calliphora vicina (urban bluebottle blowfly)
Lineage: Eukaryota; Metazoa; Arthropoda; Insecta; Diptera; Calliphoridae
Exons: 2
Coding region: 603-1115 (170 amino acids)
Molecular function (GO): carbohydrate binding
Source: RefSeq, a predicted model, not a curated record